UCCCGAAGCCCGAGCGACCCCGGGGGCGCCGGCCCUCGGGCCCGCGGCCGCUGUCCGGGAGCCCCGCCGUCCCCUGCAGGUUAGUUACUUUGAUUGUCAAGGAUUUCAACAUUCCUGGGAACAUUCCCUUUCACCUUUGCUUAGAAGGAAUCUCUGAGUCUGUGGGUUAGCUCCUGGAGAAGUUCUUCAUCGGGGCCACACAUAGAUGCUUUCAUGAAGAGGGGUGAAAAACCAGAAGGGUACAGACAGAUGAGGCCUAAGACCUUUCCUGCCAGCAACUACCCUGGCAGCAGCCGACAGAUGCUGCAGGAGAUCCGAGAAUCCCUUAGGAAUUUAUCUAAACCAUCUGAUGCUGCAAAGGCCGAGCACAACCUGAGCAAGAUGUCGACUGAAGAUCCCAGGCAAGUGAGAAACCCACCCAAAUUUGGCACACACCAUAAAGCCUUGCAAGAAAUUCGAAACUCUCUCCUACCAUUUGCAAACGAAACAAGUUCUUCUCGGAUCCCUUCAGAAGUUAAUCCACAGAUGUUUCAGGAUCUGCAGGCUGCUGGCUUUGAUGAGGACAUGGUUAUUCAAGCUCUUCAGAAAACUAAUAGCAGAAGCCUAGAAGCAGCUGUUGAAUUCAUUAGUAAAAUGAGUUACCAAGACCCUCGCCGAGAGCAAACGGCCGCAGCAGCCGCCAGACCUAUUAAUGCCAGCGUGAGACCAGGAAAUGUGCAACAAUCAAUUAACCGAAAACAAAGCUGGAAAGGUUCUAAAGAGUCUUUAGUUCCUCAGAGACACGGCCCACCUCUGGGAGAAAAUGUGGUCUAUCGUUCUGAAAGCCCCAACUCACAGGCAGAUGUAGGAAGGCCCCUGUCUGGAUCCGGCAUUACAGCAUUUGCUCAAGCUCACCCAAGCAAUGGACAGAGAGUGAAUCCCCCACCGCCACCUCAAGUUAGGAGUGUUACUCCUCCACCACCUCCAAGAGGCCAGACCCCUCCUCCACGAGGUACAACUCCACCUCCCCCUUCAUGGGAAGCAAACUCACAGACAAAGCGCUAUUCUGGGAACAUGGAAUAUGUAAUCUCCCGAAUCUCUCCUGUCCCACCUGGGACAUGGCAGGAGAGCUACCCUCCACCACCUCUUAACACUUCUCCCAUGAACCCUCCUAACCAGGGGCAGAGAGGCAUUAAUUCUGUUCCAGUUGGCAGACAACCAAUCAUCAUGCAAAGUACUAACAAAUUUACCUUUCCACCAGGGAGACCUGGAGUUCAGAAUGGUGGUGGUCAGACUGAUUUUAUCGUGCACCAAAAUGUUGUCUCCACUGGAGCUGUAAAUCGGCAGCCGCCACCUCCAUAUCCUCUGACCCCAACUAAUGGACAGGGCCCUUCUGCUUUACAGGCAGGGGCAUCUGCUGCUCCUCCAUCAUAUGCAAAUGGAAAUAUUCCCCAAACGAUGAUGGUGCCAAACAGGAACAGUCACAACAUGGAGCUUUAUAAUAUCAAUAUACCUGGACUGCAAACAACUUGGCCCCAGUCAUCUUCUGCUCCUGUCCAAUCGUCCCCGAGCAGUGGGCAUGAAAUUCCUACAUGGCAACCCAACAUACCAGUGAGGUCAAAUUCUUUUAAUAACCCCUUGGGAAGUAGACCAAGUCACUGUGCUAAUUCUCAGCCUUCAGCCACUACAGUCACUGCGAUCACACCAGCUCCUAUUCAACAGCCUGUGAAAAGCAUUCGUGUCCUGAAACCAGAGCUGCAGACUGCUUUAGCCCCUACCCAUCCUUCUUGGAUGCCACAGCCAAUUCAGACUGUUCAGCCUGCCCCUUUUCCUGAGGGCACAGCUUCAAAUGCGCCUGUCAUUCCACCAGCUGCUGAGGCUCCAAGCUAUCAAGGUCCACCACCACCUUAUCCAAAACAUCUGCUACACCAGAACCCAUCUGUUCCUCCCUAUGAGUCAAUAAAUAAACCAUGCAAAGAUGAUCAGCCUAACUUACCCAAGGAAGACGAUGGUGAGAAAAGUCUGGAAAAUGUUGAUAGCGGGGAUAAAGAAAAGAAACAGAUUACAACUUCACCUAUCACUGUUAGGAAAAACAAGAAAGAUGAAGAACGAAGAGAGUCUCGGAUCCAGAGCUACUCACCGCAGGCGUUUAAAUUCUUCAUGGAGCAGCAUGUAGAAAACGUCCUGAAAUCUCAUCAGCAGCGUCUGCAUCGGAAAAAACAAUUAGAAAAUGAAAUGAUGCGGGUUGGAUUAUCUCAAGAUGCCCAGGAUCAAAUGAGAAAGAUGCUUUGCCAGAAAGAGUCUAACUAUAUUCGUCUUAAGAGGGCUAAAAUGGACAAGUCUAUGUUUGUGAAGAUAAAGACACUAGGAAUAGGAGCGUUUGGGGAAGUCUGUCUAGCAAGAAAAGUUGAUACUAAAGCUUUGUAUGCAACAAAAACUCUGCGAAAGAAAGAUGUUCUACUUCGAAACCAAGUCGCUCAUGUUAAAGCCGAGAGAGAUAUUCUAGCUGAAGCUGACAACGAGUGGGUAGUUCGAUUGUAUUAUUCAUUCCAAGAUAAGGACAAUUUGUAUUUUGUGAUGGACUACAUCCCUGGGGGCGAUAUGAUGAGCCUGUUGAUUAGAAUGGGCAUCUUUCCAGAAAAUCUGGCACGUUUCUACAUAGCAGAACUUACCUGUGCAGUUGAAAGUGUUCAUAAAAUGGGUUUUAUCCAUAGAGAUAUUAAGCCUGAUAACAUUUUGAUCGACCGAGAUGGCCACAUUAAGUUGACUGACUUUGGUCUGUGCACUGGCUUCAGAUGGACACAUGAUUCCAAGUACUACCAGAGUGGGGAUCAUCCACGGCAAGAUAGCAUGGAUUUCAGUAAUGAAUGGGGAGAUCCCUCCAAUUGUCGGUGUGGAGACAGACUAAAGCCACUAGAACGGAGAGCCGCACGCCAGCACCAGCGGUGUCUAGCACAUUCUUUGGUUGGGACUCCCAAUUACAUUGCACCUGAAGUACUACUACGAACAGGAUAUACACAGUUGUGUGACUGGUGGAGUGUUGGUGUUAUUCUUUUUGAAAUGUUGGUGGGACAACCUCCUUUCUUGGCACAAACCCCAUUAGAAACACAAAUGAAGGUUAUCAACUGGCAAACUUCUCUUCACAUUCCCCCUCAAGCCAAGCUGAGUCCUGAAGCCUCUGACCUCAUCGUCAAACUCUGCCGAGGACCGGAAGACCGCCUCGGCAAGAAUGGUGCUGAUGAGAUAAAGGCCCACCCGUUUUUUAAAGCCAUCGACUUCUCUAGCGAUCUGAGACAGCAGUCUGCGUCAUACAUCCCCAAAAUCACCCACCCAACAGACACGUCCAACUUUGACCCUGUUGACCCUGACAAAUUGUGGAGCGAUGAUAACGAGGAAGAAAAUGUCAGUGACACCCUGAACGGAUGGUACAAAAACGGCAAGCACCCGGAACACGCUUUCUAUGAGUUUACCUUUCGGAGGUUUUUUGACGACAAUGGCUACCCAUAUAAUUAUCCAAAGCCUAUUGAAUAUGAAUACAUUAAUUCACAAGGCUCAGAGCAACAGUCUGAUGAAGACGACCAACACACAGGCUCAGAUGUAAAAAGCCGUGAUCUAGUGUAUGUUUAAUAGACUAGGAGGUAAUUGUAAGAAUUUGCAGAAAGACCUGAAAUUCAGGGUUUUGUUAAGUUUUGAGAAGAUUAUGCAAAUGUGACAGAGUUUUGUGCUCUGUGUACAAUAUUUUAUUUUCCUAAAUUAUGGAAAAUCGUUUUUAAAAUGUUAAUUUAUUCCACCCUUUUAAUUCAGUAAUUUAGAAUAAAUUGUUUUAAGGAAAAUAAAUUAUGAGCUGAGUAUUAUAGUCAGUUCUUGGUACUUAAAGUACUUAAAAAAUAGUGCUCUGUUUAAAAAGAGAAGCCUGGUAUCUAUUUGUAUAUAUGCUAAAUAAUUUUAAAAUUCAAGAGUUUUUGAAAGAACAGUUUUUAUCUUGCUUUAACCAAAUACGAAACAUCCAUAUUUCCCUGUAACUUUGGUUUUAGUUCACAAUGAGCUAAAGAAAUUAAGCCAUCGUUUUAGAAAGUGUACCUAGGCUAAUGCUAAUCUGGAAAGUUAUAUCCCAGAGUCACAAGUACAGAGCCGAGAACAGUGAGUUCACUCGCAGUGACAAAGUUUCCCCUUUCCUCCGUGGAAGUCUCUCACCUGGCGCCCCUCAGUUACUGGCUAUAACAGGAGGGGUCAGCACUACCAGUUUGUUUCCAUAUUGGUAUUAAUGCUGCUUCCAGUUUUAAAAGGGAACCAAGUUGCCAUAAAUCAAUUUUUCAAGUACUGAAAACUAAGGUCUGUAAUAUUUGUAUCUUAAAAUUAGAAGAAAAAUUUCCAUCUCCUAAGCAGAGAAAUUGUUUUCAGUUUGUAAAACUUUGAUUUCACUAAGAAAGUACUUUUCCAGCGGCUGGGGAUACAACUUAGUGGUAGAGCACUUGCCUAACAUACACAAAGCCCUGGGUUCAAUCCCCAGCACCCCUGUCCCCCGAAGGAACCAUCUUGUGUUGUCAGUGGUGUAGAUUUCCUUUCAGGACUGUGCUACAAUGCACAUCACUGGCACAGGAAAAUGUUUCUAUUUGGCACUAUUAUACCUAAGAGUAGAUUAAUUGGUUAAAAGAUAAUUAUUAACUCCUAAUUGGGAUGGCCAUUCCCAAUUAGAAGAAGAUACAUAGUGGUUUAGAAAUUAAAGAACUCCUAACUUAUUUAAGAUUAAUGUGCCUAUUUAUAUAAUGUUUAGGUUCUAAGGAAGAAUUGUGGCUUCAUAACAAAAUGCGUAGUAACAUCUUUUAGGAAGAAGAAUUGGGCUGUAUUCUGACCUUAGUAACGUCUGUAUAUUAUUUCCUUCUCUUAAGGUUUAUUGACAUGAAUUGCUUUAUCAGACUUAAUAUUUGUAGACAGGGAUGAUAUUUACCUAUCUAGCUUUCUUAUAAAAGUUAAUUUGUUUGAAACCAUAUGUAUAAUAAAAUUAAAGGCAAAGUUAUUUGGUUGAAUUGGGGAAAGAGAAAAGUCAUUAGCUUAUUAGUUUACACGUUGAUGUUCAAUUUAGAACCGGUUGCAGUGUAAGGGUGGGCCUUUGGGGUUCUUUUGAAAUGAAGGGUUUGUGAACUCCGGCCCUAUGUAAAAAGUGCAUAUCAAACACAUACACAAGAAUUGUUACAUGCACUUCCAGGGGUCCCUCGAUAUGACAAAACCUCACACACAACAGGCUAAAGACCUACUUCCUAUAGGUAAAUUGCUGCAUUAAACUGAAAACUUAAUUUAUUGCACAUUUUGUAAAAGUAAUUAUCUGUCAUUGGAAAGGUUUCUAGAGUACAAGCUGAUGAACCCAUAAAUGCUGGCACAACACUGACAUAUUUUAAACAUUAUUUUUGAGGGCACUGAAAUGCUUGGUGGUUUUGAAGGAUUUCUAAUGAGAACUGAAAGAGAGUGUGCUAUCUCAAAACAGUCUUUAAGUCGUGGGACAUUUGAACAGUCUGUAAAAUCCUAUGCAAAAUGUACUUAUUCAAGAAUUUUUUACUUGGUCCCCACAUUUACAAGGCAGGCCUCUUGUUCUUUGGGCUUUCUCAGUCAGAUUUACACUUCAUUAGUGGUUUUACUCCUGGAUUAUGGUGCAGUACAGUAGAAAACCAAUCCCGUCAUGCUCAUACUGCAGGAAAAUAAAGGUGCUGUCUUCCCUUCCACAACCGUGUCUCCUCAGAAUGAAAGCCCUGAGACUCUGUCCUCCUAAACUCCUCUGACGGUAGAAGCCUCUAGUGUUUGUGGGAGGCAGUAUACAAGCAUUUGUAUCUGCAAUUUUAGUAUUUCAUCCACAAUUUUAAUAUUUGGACAGCAUAUUGGUUAUUUUACUCCCUGACCACAUCCCGUUCUUCCAGCACAGACGCUGGUACUCUGUGAGCAUACACCCUGCCACUCUGAACUGAGGCAGGGUGAGGAUGCUGUUCCCCAUGCUGUCCCUUGUGGCUGUCUGUGUGCUUGUCCCUUGCAUGGGUAUCAAUGGUAUUUAUAAAAUGCGUUCUAUAAUGAUGCAAUUGUGCAUACUGUUGUGUAUUGUUCAGUGACACCCUGAGGCAGGCCCUGUUGCUCUAUCUGACCUACCUUCCUAUUUGUAAUAGAAACUAUAGAAUGUAUGACUAAGAAGUCACUUUGACAUUGACUUUUUUAAAAAGUUACUUUCUUCUGCUGUUGAGAAGUGCAAAACUGUGAGUGGAAAUGUUUUAUUCUGACUGAAUAAUAUGUUAGAAAUUAGAACCCCAUUGGGAGGAGUUUUUAGAUAUGCUGCUGCUGUUACCCAAGGUACUUUAGAAAUUUCUUUAAUAAACAACAAGAAAUCCCUUUGGUAUUUAAAGUCUGUUUUUUAAUCUAAAAUAAAAUGUAAUUUGGGUCAACAAUAUCGGGAUAUUUGUAAAGUGCCUUAGUAUAUCCUUUGUGGAGGGCACUUCCCAGUUUACUUUUAUAUUAUAUUAUGUAUAUAAGUAUUUUGUAUUAAAAUGGAAUCAACGGCAACACUACCAUUUUAUAAAGUAAUGCUUUGCUAGAGAAAAGAAUUACAGCUUUGCAAUAUAACAACUGUUUUGCAUAUUUCUGAAUGUCAUAGAACAAUUAAUCAGUCUGUUUUAAUGAAUCUAUUUGUAUUUUUCCCAAUCAUUUCCUCUAGUGUAUCAUCUGCUGGGAUAAUAAAAAAAGCAAAAUUCAAAUCUUUCAA
Messenger RNA from Phodopus roborovskii (desert hamster), 6718 nucleotides. RefSeq names its product large tumor suppressor kinase 1 (gene Lats1). Gene Ontology annotation, biological process: hippo signaling; G1/S transition of mitotic cell cycle; peptidyl-serine phosphorylation. The transcript has 8 exons. Gene Ontology annotation, molecular function: protein binding; protein serine/threonine kinase activity; ATP binding. The record is from RefSeq and is a predicted model, not a curated record. Gene Ontology annotation, cellular component: spindle pole. The coding region runs from base 214 to 3606 and encodes 1130 amino acids. NCBI's taxonomy places the organism in Eukaryota, Metazoa, Chordata, Mammalia, Rodentia, Cricetidae.